Bursaphelenchus okinawaensis is the source of this 1311-nucleotide messenger RNA. The record is from the annotation of a GenBank genome assembly. Lineage: Eukaryota; Metazoa; Nematoda; Chromadorea; Rhabditida; Aphelenchoididae.
AUGAUUGUACAACUAUUUGUUGUUGGACUGGCUGUUAGUCAAGGUAUGUAGGUUUUAACUAAUUGAUAAAAAUUUAAAAACGUCUUUUGAUAUUUUAAAAUUAUUUUUUAAAAGAUUAUGCUGAUUAUUGUAGAUUAAAAUUUAAAAAACUUGAUGUUAACAUAAGUAAUUUCAGUAUUAUCCCACCCAGCUCCUCAAUUUGGCCAAAGCGGACAACUCGAAGGACAACAAGGUGGACAAGGUCAAUUUGGUCAACAAGGAAGCUUCGGCCAAGAAGGUCAAUUUGAACAGAACGGUCAGCACGGUGGCUUUGGAGGUCAAGAAAAUGGCUUUGGAGGUCAAGGUGGCCUUGGAGGUCAAGGAGGCUUUGGAGGUCAGAAUGGCCAAGGACAAGUUUCAUUUGAAGGCUCUGAACAACGUCAGAAACGUCAAGAAUCCUUUGGAAGUGUAGAUGGAUUCAGCCGAAAUCCAGGCCAAGAGAACGGCCAGUUCGGCCAACAAGAAGGUGAAAAAGGUCAGUUUGGCCAAAAUGGUCAACAAGGCGGCUUUGGUGGUGAAAAUGGUCAAGGCUUUGGUCAAAGACAAGGCAAUGAAGGCUGGGAAGGUCAUACUGGAGCGCCACAGAAACGUCAGGUCACUGAACAAGGUCCACAGAACGGUCAAAGUCUCGGCGGUCUGCCAGGAGCUCAAGUAAGCGGAUUCAGUGGUCUGCCAGGUCUUAGAAGCCAAGAUCAAAGCAGUCAUGAAGCUGGACAACAUGGUGGAAGAAGCGGUGAAAGUCGACAAACUUCUGGAGGUUCCGGAUUCGGUGGUCAAGGAGGUCACGGUGGUUUCGGAGGUCAAGGAGGUCAUGGUGGAUUCGGUGGACCAGGUGGAUUUGGAAGUGUAAGCGGCUUUGGAGGUCCUGGACCUAACGGCCAAGGAUUCGGUGGUCAAGGUGGUCAUGGAAGCCAAGGUGGUCAUGGAAGUCAAGAAGGUCAUGGCUUUGGAGGUCUAGGAGGUCACGGCGGCUUUGGAGGUCAAGGUGGUCACGGUGGCUUUGGAGGUCAAAAUAGUCAAGAAGGCCAUGGAUUUGGAGGUCAAGGUGGUCGUGGUGGAUUCGGAGGCCAAGGCGGACAUGGUGGACCACCUGGAUUCGGAUCACACAGUAAUGAAGCCGGUAGCUGGGGAAGCCAAGAAGGAAGCGGUAGCCAGUCGAACGAAAGCUUUGAGAGCCAAGAGAAUACAACAAAAAAGAACAAGAAGGCUAAGAAGGCCAAGAAGAAUAAGAACAAGACCAAGAAGACUACUACUACUACUGUUGCUGCUUAG